This is a messenger RNA of Miscanthus lutarioriparius, 843 nucleotides long. NCBI's taxonomy places the organism in Eukaryota, Viridiplantae, Streptophyta, Magnoliopsida, Poales, Poaceae. The record is from the annotation of a GenBank genome assembly.
AUGCACCGUGUGCUGCCACUGCCGAUGCAUGGCCGGCGGCCACAGCUCCAGCCCGAGGAGCCUCAAGUGUUCGACGACGACAAGCAGGUAGGGCCGCCCUCCGGCGACCAACGACAGGCCACGGCGUCAUCCAGAUCCGGUGGGACGUUAGCUGUCAAGAGUGGGCUCGUACAUACGUCGCGCGACAAUUUCGCCGUCCUCGUGCACGUCCAGGCUCGCGGGAUGACGGAUGGCGAAGCGGCGUCCGGCGACGCGCCUCUCGACCUCGUGACAGUGCUGGACGUCAGCGGCAGCAUGACCGGGGCAAAGCUCGCGCUCCUGAAGCAGGCCGUGGGGUUCGUCAUCGACAACCUCAGGCCCCAGGACCGCCUCAGCGUUGUGUCCAUCUCCUCCGGGGGGCGCCGUGUCACCAGGCUCUUGCGGAUGUCGGGCACCGGGAAGGCUACGACCAAGAGGGGCUCCAACAUCGCUGAAGGGCUCCGCACGGCGGCCAAGGUGCUCGUCGACCGCCGGCGCAGGAACACCAUGUCCAGCGUCAUACUCCUCUCCGACGGCCGGCCAGGACACCAACACCCCGUGAAAGUAACGGACGGCGAGACUGCUCUGACCAAGGUGAGCUGCAGUUACCGAGACACGGAUGGAGGCGCGCACGUCGACGUGACGGCGGAGGACACGGUGGUGGCGAGACCGGAACCGGAGCAUGUGGUGGACGCGGAACGCUCAACGGAGGUGGAGCGGGAGCGCGUCCGUGUGGAGGCGACCGAGGACAACGCUGCGGCGAGGGCGGCGGCGGAGCGGGGCGCGCACCAGGAGGCGGUGGAGAUACUCGAGAGCAGGCAAUGA